Brassica rapa (field mustard) is the source of this 1775-nucleotide messenger RNA. RefSeq lists its product as uncharacterized. The record is from RefSeq and is a predicted model, not a curated record. Lineage: Eukaryota; Viridiplantae; Streptophyta; Magnoliopsida; Brassicales; Brassicaceae.
UUUUUUGAAAAGAAAAAUAUUUUAAAGUUAAUGUGAUUGAAUUGGAAUAAUGCAAAUAUGUGUUACUAGUCAGAUUAAUUGAUUUUCUCCGGUGGGCAUUCACAUUUUAUCUAAUUUAUACCAAUAUCCGUAAGAUGUGUGUCAUGUGUUUUUGAUUGUUUUUAGUUAUUUAAAACCACCUAGUUGAUUUUUUUUUGCUAAACGCACUUAUUUGAAUCAUAGAAUGGGAUACAUCGAAUAUACAUAGUUGGACAUAUAUGAUAGAUAUGUCGUAUUUAUAUGCAUAGUGAAUUAACGUCAGUAUUUAGAACUUACAAGUUAAUGCAUUGUUGACGACCAAAACAAGGGUUAUAACAUAAUGUUAUUGUAAAUAAUUAGGGUGUGUGAUUAUCCAAAUGCACACACCUCUCUCGACUACUGUAGUUUAAAAAGAGCGCGUCUUUUGGAAGCGACCAAAAGCCGAUCCGAUUAACGUUUAUUUUACCCCACCCCCCAAAAUGAUUAAUGUAUAUUUGUCAUUUUACGAAUUUUUUUAAUUUAAUAGAAAUAACUAUUUGAAAUUUCGUCUUGCUCAACCAACACAUUUUGAAAAUCUUGUUCUAUCUUAUCUCUUUUGUUAUUCUUCUCUUCAUGGAUUGACGAGUAACGACCAAAACAAAAUAAAAAAAUAAAACAACUUCAUGGGUUGUUUUUUAUUCUUUAACAGGUUUCAAAAAUAAAAUAAAAAAUAGUCUGAAUAUGUUAAGAUCAAGAAAGAAAUUUCAGAUAUUUGAGCUGAAAAUGUGAAAACGAUUUUUAUUUUGAAAAAAUCGAUACAAAAAAAAAUAUCAUUUUCUUUUACAUUUCAUGGAAUUUCAUACAGCUGGCGAACAAUUUUCUGAUAGCUACAUAUAAUAUAUAGAUAGAUAUGUUAGAUGUAUGUAACAUUUGCACCAGUCAUUCAAAUAAUGAUCUGGUAACUUAAAUAUUCACCGGGUUUUACAAAUAAACAAAAAUUGAUCGUGUGAUCAAUAUAUCUCUUAUUUGUCUUUUGUUAUAUUUUUAAUUUUAAAUGGUCUUUUUGUUAUUUUCAUAUUAGAAUUUGUCAAUACCAAAGAGGCAAAAUCCAUAUCAAACUAUUACUGGGUGAAAUAAUUCCCAUUAAGAAAAAAAAAACUCUGUUCUUUCUGUUAAAGAAGUUUGAAGUCAUUUCUAGAAGAAAACACCAAUGAGAAGUUCUUCUCGGGUAGCAAUCAAUGAUGAAUUCUCAAAAGUCAAGACAACUUUGAAGCAAAGAUAAAUGAAAAGAGAAAAAUAAAACUAUAUUCUGUGUGUGUUUUUUUUUUCUUGAUUUCACAGUGGGGAUGAAUCUAAAGUUUGUUGAUAUAAAUACAAAGAAGACGAAGCGAGAAACUAAAACAAAAAAUAUCUAUAAAAACAAGAAGAAAAAAUCAUGAUGAUAAAAAGGAUAGAGCUGUGUAUAGAGCUUACGAAGAUGGGAAUGGAGUUCGUCGCAGUGGUGGCUGAAGCCGUCCAGAUUGUCUGGCGGCAACACCUCAACCAUCGUACUGCUCUGCCUCCUCUUCCUCUCCUCCGCCAAGGCAUCUCCCCUUCUUAUCAUGCUCCAUAUCUCUUUGGAUUUCUCCCUUGAAAACCCUUUUCUCUUCUUUUUAUAAUAUCAUUUGCUUCUUUCUCUUACUAUCUUUCUUGUAGGCUUUUAGAUGUAGUUUUGUUGAUUUUUGUAACUAUAUGUAUAUUGCCAUUUUUCAUUAAGAUUUGCAGUUUUCUGUCGAGUA